Molecule: messenger RNA, 2084 nt
Organism: Protopterus annectens (West African lungfish)
Lineage: Eukaryota; Metazoa; Chordata; Ceratodontiformes; Protopteridae
Product: zinc finger MYM-type protein 5-like
Exons: 2
Coding region: 187-1473 (428 amino acids)
Source: RefSeq, a predicted model, not a curated record
GGGUGGGUAGGCAGCUCUAAGAAUUGAGGGAGUUUAUGAACACUGCAACUUCCAUUCCUAACAUCUGAAUUUCCAAAUUUUAUUUUUAACAGACAGCCUGGAAAAGGUCCAAAGAAGCUUUCUGGUGCAGCAAAUAGAAAAAGAAAGGCUCAGAGAGAAUUGCAAGUGGCUAGUUUACGUGCUUCAAUGAUGCGAUUUAUGCAGUCUAGUCAUACAUUAGACAGUGAGCUGCAAGACAGGGACAGUGAAAUGCUUCAAGAGGCAGAUUUCUCUGAGGUGCCAAGCAGUCCUUCCAGACCAGGUGAAAGUGACAGUUCCUGCCAAAGUCCCAGCGAUGCUUGCUGUAUGGUAGAUGUUGAGAAUACUGGUACUGGAUGUACAUAUAAUGAAUCUGAGUCACAGGUGUGUGAUAAUGGCUCUGACCUUGCAGUUGGUAAUGCUGAGUGUGUCAGAGAGUGUGGAGCUGAGUCGGUGUCUGGGGCAUCCAUUGACUCUAUUCCUGUGUGGUCAGAGCUAGGAGCAAGUCCUGUAUCUGACCAAGUAGUAGAUAUAUGUGAGGAGGAAAAUAAGGAAGUAGCUCCAGUAACAUGCAGGGAAGUCGAUAGUGACCAUGGUAAAUGGCCAGAUCCCAUGGAUGAUAAAGUUCGCUGUCUGUUAAGUGCUGAAGGGCCUGUUCAGAUAAUGAAUCACACUUUUCCCUAUGAUGAUCACCAUAGAAGAUUUAAUCCUAUCUUCUAUACAAAAAGACUUACAAAUGGUGAGACAGUCAGAAGGUCUUGGUUGGUGUAUUCUGAAAGUAGUGACUUAGUAUUUUGUUUUUUUUGUAAACUCUUCAGCAGUACUCAUUUAGUUGCCCUGUCUAGUACAGGAACAUGUGACUGGAAAAAUUUGGGCCAAAAGCUUGUAGAACACGAGCGGUCAGUGAAACAUAAAGAAGCUGCUGCUAAGUGGAGUGACUUGCACUUGAGGCUUAAGAAUAGCUCCACCAUUGAUCACCACCGUGAGAACAUGAUUAAGUCUGAGAGAAAAUACUGGAGAAACGUUUUGGAAAGACUUCUUGCAAUCUGUCAGUACUUGUCCCAACAUAACUUGGCAUUUAGGGGUAGCGAGGAUAGACUCUUUACAAGUGGUAAUGGCAACUUCCUUGGGUUAGUGCAGCUGUUGGGCAAGUUUGAUCCAGUAAUACAAGAGCAUCUUCGUCGGAUCAGUAAUGCCGAGAUCCAUGAUCACUACUUGGGGAAAACCAUUCAGAACGAGUUGAUAAUGUUAAUAUCGAAGUCUGUCAGAGACUCUAUUUUGCAAAAGAUAACAAAUGCAAAGUACUACUCUAUUAUAUUGGAUUGCACUCCUGACUGCAGCCAUCAGGAACAGAUGUCACUGACUGUCCGUAUUGCUGAAUGCAAUGAAAGUGUGGAAGUUAAGGAGUACUUCUUGUCCUUCCUCCAGGUUACUGAGACUACUGGGGUUUUCUGACAGACAUUGUGUUAAAUGAACUCAAAAGUUUGGGAGUUCCCCUCGAAAACUGCAGAGGCCAGGGUUAUGACAAUGGCUCUAAUAUGAAGGGGAAACAUUCUGGUGUUCAGGCAAGAAUCUUGGCCUUAAAUCCACGUGCAUUUUUUGUACCCUGUGGCUGUCAUAAUCUCAAUCUGGUAAUUGGUGAUGCUGCAAAGUCUUCUAUAGAUGCUGUUUCAUUCUUUGGUAAUCUGCAACGAAUGUAUACUCUGUUUACAUCCUCUACUCAGAGGUACAAAAUAUUUCGGGAUAAUGUGUCUGGUUUAACUGUAAAGCCACUGUGUGAGACCAGGUGGGAGUGUAGGGUAGAAAGUGUGAAAGCAGUGAGAUACCAAGUGGGUGCAGUUUAUGAUGCCUUGGCUUCAGUGGCGGAAGUUACAAAAGGGAAGGAUCCUAAGGCAUAUUCAGAAGCAGCAUCCCUGAGCAGUACAAUGAAAAGUGCUAAGUUUUUAAUAGCACUGGUAGUCUGGUAUGAUGUAUUAGUAAGGGUUGGACAAGUCAGUAAACUUUUACAAAGCUCAUCCAUGCAGAUUGCUCAAGCAGUUCUUCUGCUUGAAGAACUGAAAAGGUUU